Cercospora beticola is the source of this 891-nucleotide messenger RNA. RefSeq lists its product as uncharacterized. Lineage: Eukaryota; Fungi; Ascomycota; Dothideomycetes; Mycosphaerellales; Mycosphaerellaceae. The record is from RefSeq and is a predicted model, not a curated record.
AUCACCAAAUCCUGCACAUUCGAGACCGAAUCUACAAUGUGUAGAGAGCUUGUUACCGCGUGGUCGUAAGUGUGUUGUCUUCAGUCACCACCAUAUAUCAUUUGCCAGGAGGUACGCCUUUCUCUGAAAGAUCAGAUGCUUCGGAGCCCACGAGACUGGCCACUGGUUAAUAAUGCACCUUGAGGGGAUGUCUGAGGUACGGCCAGUGAUUGCGACACACCAGCCUCGUCUCCAGUAGCAUAAGGCAUUCUGUGCUUCUUAGCAUAGUGAAAAGGUGCAGUGGCCUGGCAGCGAGCUAUCUGAGACAUUACGGCAGAUGAACGACAAGAGGGUGCUCAAAAUGUCAGAACAAGAUCGGCUUGCCUUCUCAGAGCAGCGCUUCAAAGAGCUACCCAAAUUCUCUUCCGAGAUGGACAUUGAGAGCAUCCCACCACCACAUCUAUCGUUCCACAAAGAGUGGGAAGAGUGUCUGGAAGACGCUGCUGGCAUCUGGAACUCAAUGGGCAUCCAGGAUGAUAAUCCUCCAAGCUUUUCCUGCUAUGCUGCCCUCAUGCGAGAUCCUGACUACGUCUUCAUGUGCACCCUGCGCAUUCGCAUCGACCUCGAGAACGCUAACAAUGGCUACGCCGUCUGGUUGUGUUUCGUGUUGCCGCCAACGGUUCCGUGUCAAGCUUGUACAAAGACCUACAAACUCUUCAGAUUUGAGUACAUACUCCAGAUCGGCUUGCAACGACUGACCCAAGAGAAGGCCAAUGCCAUGGCUCGCGCCUGGGAGAGUCGACUCAAUACGGGAAAGCAAAAUGCAGGUGUCUCCCAUUUUUAAGAGCUGACGGCAACCUGGAACUCGAUGAGCCUUCAGCGAGACGAUGUAUCAAGGCUAUCACCAAGCAA